UGGAAUCUGCCUCUGCGCGUCUCUUCGCUUUGCUUUGUUUUGCUUUUGCUUUCUUUUCUCUCUCUCUCUCUCUCUCUCUCACACACGCACACACACACAAAAACACAAAACCAUUAAACCAACACAACCUUCUUACACACACCCAAAACCACCGCCUUCUUUUCAAGCCCCUCUCUCUCUCUUUCUGUUCUCUUUUUCCUUUCCUCUCUCUGUCUCUCUGUGUCUCUCUCUCUCUCUCUCUCUCUCUCUCUCUCUCUCUCUCUCUUUCUCUAUCUAAUAUUAAUGGUUAGGGUUUCUUAAGAGCGUCUUCUUCCCUCCACAAAAUAUAUAUUUUAAUAUAAAAAUGUUGCAGAUAACCCCUUCUUCUCUCUGUGAAUUCUCAAUUUCCCAACUCCAAGAACUUUCUAGGUCAACCAUGGCUUGAUUCAGUUCAUUUCCUGGGACUCGUGUUGGGACUUUAAAGUCAAAUUCGAUUGGAUUGCAAAGUGGAUUUUUCUCCUCCUGUUCUUUUUGUUUCGUAUUUACUCGUCGAAUUUCUGUCUUCCCGUCGGAUCUGUAGGUACUUGGUGUUUUGUAUUGUUAUACAGUCUUCUGAGUUCCAAUCUGAUUGUGCUUUAGUGUUUAGUAAUGAGAUUGCGUAAGGCUUCGGCUAUCUCUCUACUGUGGUGGCAGUCUUGGAAUAGAAAUGUAUAAUGUUCCAGAACAUGGGAAUAAUGAGACUUACAUGAUUCAAGGUAUGGAAACAAACUUGCAUUUGACAAGUCCCUUUGAACAAGUCGAGGCUAUGUAUAGUGAAGGAACCCCUGAGUUUGUUGUUGAUCAGGGUUUGUAUUAUCCCACUGCCACCAACUAUGGGUAUUACUGUACAGGAAUUGAAUCACCCAGUGAAUGGGAGGACCAUAGGAUUUUUGGUGUAGAUGGUCCUGAUGUUCAGUAUGCGGGUACACUAAAUGAAAAUUUGCCUUAUGUAUAUUAUACGCCUACCUAUGGAUACACACAAUCUCCAUACAACCCGUACAAUCCUUACAUACCUGGUGCUAUGAUAGGAGUUGAUGGCCCAUUUGUAGGGGCACAACAGUACUACUCGGUUCCCCCUUACCAAAAUGCUGUAUCUUCACCUGCUUAUAUCCCUGUUGUUGUUCAACCAGAUAGUGUCCCUAAUAGUUCGCCUGACUCACUGUUUGAUGCUGGAACCUCAUUUAGUAGAUCCGAUGCAAGAGGGCUAAAGUACAACUUUAAUUCAGCUUCUGGAGCCUUUCCUAACUCGACUAAAACUGCUUCAACUCAGAAAAAUCCCUUGACAACGAUGACUGAAGGGCCAAGACCUACCAUUGGACCAAGCAAGCAAGCUGCAACUUAUGGAAGUUUGCCUUCUGCUAGUUUUUCCUCUCCAGCUUCAGCUUAUUCUCUUCAGGGUAGAAAUUCAUCUGGUUCUAUUCCAUCUGCUGAUAACCUUUCUGAUGGGAAGAUUUUGUCUCAUCAUAACCAAUUGAAAGUUGCUCUCCCUGGUAAUAAUGGGUUAACUGAAUUUGGCUCAAGUACUCAUGGGCGGGCAGCAGGAGGUAAACUUCGACCAAAGAUCCAUGUUGGCAGAGGUCUGAAUGAUAUUAAUAGUAGCCCAGAUGCAUUAAGCGAGCAGAAUCGGGGGCCUAGAGUCAACAGAUCAAAAAAUGAGUUGGCUGUUAAAGCCUACACUACUAAGGCAGGACAUACUAAUGCACAAGGAAACAUCAUUAUCCAUACCGAUCAAUAUAACAAGGAUGAUCUUCCAGUUGAAUAUGCAGAUGCAAAGUUUUUUGUGAUAAAGUCUUACAGCGAGGAUGAUGUUCACAAGAGCAUCAAAUAUAAUGUUUGGUCAUCUACACCGCAUGGCAACAAGAAACUAAAUAAUGCAUAUGAAGAUGCUCAGAGGAUAGCUGCAGGGAAACCUAGAGGCUGUCCUAUCUUCUUGUUCUUUUCAGUUAAUGUGAGCGGCCAAUUUUGUGGUGUUGCGGAGAUGACUGGUCCUGUUGACUUCAGUAAGGAUAUGGAUUUUUGGCAGCAAGAUAAAUGGAGUGGGAGUUUCCCUGUGAAGUGGCACAUUAUUAAAGACGUUUCGAAUGCUAGUUUAAGGCACAUCAUAUUGGAGAACAAUGAGAACAAGCCAGUUACUAAUAGCAGAGAUACACAAGAGGUCACAUAUAAGAAAGGCCUGGAGAUGUUAAAAAUAUUCAAGAAUCACACUUUGAAGACUUCUUUACUUGAUGACUUUAUGUAUUAUGAAAAUCGUCAGAAAAUUAUGCAGGAAGAGAAAGCCAGAUUGCUUGUUAGAAGCUUUGAGAGCCCCUAUUUUGUACCGGCAGCUUUGGGUCCCCCUCGGAAGCUAAAUUGUGUUGUUGAGCUGCCUCCAAGUGAAGUAGAAAAUGUUAGUAACCUAAGCGAUGAUCCUACCAGCUUGAAAAGGACAUCUGUUUCUUCAUCUGAGAAGGUUUCUUCUGAGUCCAAUGUCACUGACACUACUAUUGCAAGAAAUGAAAUUCCAGAGCAGAUAGCUGUUGAAGCAAAAGACAAUGUAUCUACCUUAAAAAUUGGUUCGCUCACUAUACACUCGAGGCAGGGUGAUUCUAAACCUUCAAUUGCUGCUAAUAUAGAACCUUUUGAUGCUGUCACGGCAGGUUCAGUGCCUCAAAAGAUCAAUGGGAUUACUGAAUCUUCUGGCAUUUUAACAGUUGGGACAAUCCCACUUGAUCCAAGAGCGCUAUUGGUUGACAAGGGAGCUGGGGGGCUGUUAAAAAAUGGGUCCCAACAGUAAACGAUGGAGGUUUUCUUCACAUAAUUAUUAUUUUGUUGGAAUUAUUUUUAGUUUUGUAUGUGAUCCCGAGCGUACAUCGUACAACACUCGCUCAUCAUUAUAGGUAGUGAGUACGAUGUAAUACUGAAUUUCAGGUUCGGUGAUUUUCUGUUGUCCCUCACCCGCGUUAUUUGGUCUUUCUUGUUUCUGGUCCAGACUGACACUGAUAUUUUUUUUUCCCCUUCAAAAAGGUUCUUUGGCCGCCAAAAUUAAAUGGAAAUACAGUGAAAUGUUUUCUUU
Messenger RNA from Ziziphus jujuba (common jujube), 3070 nucleotides. RefSeq names its product YTH domain-containing protein ECT1. NCBI's taxonomy places the organism in Eukaryota, Viridiplantae, Streptophyta, Magnoliopsida, Rosales, Rhamnaceae. Gene Ontology annotation, biological process: mRNA destabilization. Gene Ontology annotation, cellular component: cytoplasm. Bases 686 to 2791 code for a protein of 701 amino acids. Gene Ontology annotation, molecular function: mRNA binding. The transcript is spliced from 9 exons. The record is from RefSeq and is a predicted model, not a curated record.